Messenger RNA from Centruroides sculpturatus (bark scorpion), 1469 nucleotides. Its product is annotated as leukocyte elastase inhibitor-like. Gene Ontology annotation, molecular function: serine-type endopeptidase inhibitor activity. Lineage: Eukaryota; Metazoa; Arthropoda; Arachnida; Scorpiones; Buthidae. Bases 12 to 1271 code for a protein of 419 amino acids. The record is from RefSeq and is a predicted model, not a curated record. The transcript has 2 exons.
AAUUCAUUUUCAUGACGUCAAUUGAUGUCAUUAGGAGAGAGAAGAUUCGAUUAAACUUUGGAUGGAAUCAUUCGGACGCUCUUCUACCUAAAAUCAUGUAUGAGAGAUUGAAAUUCAUUUGUCUUCUAUGGUUAGUUUCAUCGCUAAAAUUUUCCAUUUGCAAUACAAGUACUAUACAUAACUUAGUCUCGGCUAUUAAUACGUUUUCUGUAGACGUCUACCAUAAAAUAACAGAUAGAGAAAACCAUAUUUUCUCACCGUAUUGUCUAGCUACUUCUUUAAGUAUGAUCUGGUUGGGUACAAGAGAAAAGAGCAGAGAUGAAUUAGACAUUGUUCUUAAUUACCGAAAAGCGGGAUUAAGAGACGUUGAUAUAAUCCACAGUUUCCCUUUUAUCAUCUCGGAACUAAAUAAUGAUCGCAAUUUAAUCACUGCAAACGGAAUAUUUGUUAAUAUUCCUCAUCAAAUUAUCCCCGAUUAUAAAAGAAAUGUGAAGAACGUUUACAAUGCAACGGCAGAAGAAAUGGAUUUUAAUAACGAUACAAUCAUAGACUCAUUAAAUCAAUGGAUAAGAUCGAUAACUAAUUCAAGUAUCGAAACGGUAAUAACUAAAAAACCAUCACAAGAUACUUUAACGAUUUUAAUUAGCGCUGUAUAUUUUAAGGGAAAUUGGAUAAAACAAUUCGAUAAGAAGAAGAGUCGAUUAGGUAUAUUUUAUAAUCAUGGGACUGAUCCUAAACAGGUUUCAAUGAUGUCUGAUAAAAGAAAAGCUCCUUAUGGUUACAAUAUGGAGAUAGAUUCUUUCAUACUAGAAUUAGAAUUUUUAAAAGGAGUGAGUAUGUAUUUAGUUUUACCUAGAGAAAGAAAAGGAUUUCAACAAUUAGAAGCUAAUCUUACUUCACAGAGAAUACGAGAAAUUGUACAAAAUCUGUACGAAAACGAAGUUGAAGUCACUUUACCAAAGUUUAAAAUUGAGAAAGAAUACGAAAUGAAUACGUUAAUACAAAAAUUAGGUGCAUCUAGCCUAUUUGAUUCAUCGACUGCAAAUUUUUCAGGAAUGAGUGCCACUAAAGAUUUAUUUUUAUCAUCCGUAUUGCAUCGAUCAUCAAUUGAUGUUAAUGAAGAAGGCACGGAAGGUACAUCUUCUACUGCAGUCGUAGUCGAAACACUUUCACUAAAGCCAACUUUUAUUGUGGAUCAUCCAUUUUUCUUUUUUAUCCAUCAUCAUCAAACAGGUUUGAUUUUAUUCAUGGGUAAAAUAUCAGAAUUGUAAUGAGAAUUAAUUAAAUACAAAUUAAUAUGACUAUUUAAUAUAACUGACUAAUUUAAUUGGAGAACUUAUCGUUCGUAUGAUAUUAAGUUAACCUGUUAAUUUUAUUAGCUUGUUAAUAUUGCAUGUUGUGAAUGAACAUUUUAGCAAAAUAUAUUUUUAUUAUUGCAUUGGCAGAAUUGUCUUUAAUAAUAACAUUUA